This is a messenger RNA of Anoplophora glabripennis (Asian longhorned beetle), 1346 nucleotides long. It is a transcript of the gene Uba3, whose product is annotated as NEDD8-activating enzyme E1 catalytic subunit. Gene Ontology annotation, biological process: protein neddylation. Bases 1 to 1332 code for a protein of 443 amino acids. Gene Ontology annotation, cellular component: nucleus; cytoplasm. Lineage: Eukaryota; Metazoa; Arthropoda; Insecta; Coleoptera; Cerambycidae. The transcript has 3 exons. Gene Ontology annotation, molecular function: NEDD8 activating enzyme activity. The record is from RefSeq and is a predicted model, not a curated record.
AUGGGAGAUAGUCAGGAAUCAAAUCAAAAACGUUGGGGCCACCUAAGGAAAGUACUUGAACGUCCAGGGCCAUUCAGUCAUCCAGAGUUCGAACCAUCCUCGGAAAUUUUAGAUUUUAUUAUGACAUCUUGUAAACUUCUGGUGGUUGGGGCUGGAGGCCUAGGAUGUGAAUUGUUAAAAGAUUUAGCGUUAAUGGGCUUUAAACAAAUAGACGUAAUAGAUAUGGACACAAUAGACUUAUCGAAUUUAAAUCGACAGUUCCUCUUUAGACACAAAGAUAUAGGUUCUUCGAAAGCUGAAGUCGCAGCUGCUUUUAUUAAUAAGAGAGUAGCUGGCUGUCAGGUUACACCCCAUUUCUGUAAAAUACAGGAUUACGAUGAAUCUUUUUAUAAACAGUUCCAUAUAAUUGUAUGCGGGUUAGAUUCAAUUGUAUCCAGGAGGUGGAUAAAUGGUAUGCUAAUUUCCAUGUUGAACUAUGAGGAUGAAAUGUUAGAUCAACAAACAAUCAUACCUUUGGUGGACGGAGGUACGGAGGGCUUUAAAGGAAAUGCUCGUGUUAUUCUGCCGGGAAUGAGCGCCUGUGUUGAGUGUACGUUGGAUUUGUACCCACCACAGGUGAACUAUCCACUGUGCACCAUAGCGAACACCCCGAGAUUGCCGGAGCACUGCAUUGAAUAUGUCAAAGUGAUUUUGUGGCCAAAGGAAAAUCCAUUUAAUGCGGAAUUAGAUGGGGACGAUUCUCAGCAUAUAACUUGGGUCUAUGAAAAGUCAAUGGAAAGGGCUCUACAGUUUAAUAUCCCCGGAGUGACAUAUCGCUUGGUACAAGGAGUUGUCAAACACAUUAUUCCAGCCGUCGCUUCAACGAAUGCAAUAAUAGCAGGUGUAUGUGCCACAGAGGUUUUUAAAAUCGCUACCAGUUGCUGUGUUCCGUUAAACAAUUAUAUGGUAUUUAAUGAUGUAGACGGCAUUUAUACAUAUACUUACGAAGCCGAGAAAAAGGACAAUUGUUUAGUUUGUUCUCAGAGGCCUCAAAUUAUAGAAAUAAAGGAUCCAUACACUAUGAAACUUAAGCAGUUAUUAGAAGUAUUGUCUGAAAGUGCGGCUUACCAGAUGAAGAGUCCAGGCCUUACUACAUUAAUCGAUGGCAAAAAUAAAACUUUGUACAUGUCGACAAUUAAGAGUAUAGAGGAGAGGACGAGAGCGAACUUAAAUAAAACCCUCGUCGAGUUAGGUCUUAAAGACGGACAAGAUAUUUUAGUCGCAGAUGUUACGUCGCCAAGUACUUUAGUAAUUAAGUUGAAAUAUUUGAGCAACGAUGUUGAGAUGAAUUAAACACAGUCUAUUUG